Messenger RNA from Penicillium brevicompactum, 846 nucleotides. RefSeq names its product CDP-diacylglycerol--inositol 3-phosphatidyltransferase. Gene Ontology annotation, cellular component: Golgi apparatus; membrane. Gene Ontology annotation, molecular function: CDP-diacylglycerol-inositol 3-phosphatidyltransferase activity. Lineage: Eukaryota; Fungi; Ascomycota; Eurotiomycetes; Eurotiales; Aspergillaceae. Gene Ontology annotation, biological process: phosphatidylinositol biosynthetic process. Bases 1 to 846 code for a protein of 281 amino acids. The transcript has 3 exons. The record is from RefSeq and is a predicted model, not a curated record.
AUGAGUGCUCGCACACGACGUCAAAAAGCAGCCCUUGCGGCCGAGGAGAGCGACUCGCCUAGCAAUGGCUCCUCACCCUCCAAGCGCCCCCCUCCAAGAGGGCCAAGGUACUCUCGAGUCGUGUUGACUUUCGCCUCCCUAUAUUACAUGCCCCUCCAUCCUCGAACUUGCUCUUUCCUCUAUACCGUGUCUUGUCUGCUGGACGGGCUGGACGGUUAUGCCGCUCGCUACUUCAACCAAUCUACCACCUUUGGCGCUGUGCUGGACAUGGUCACCGACCGAUGCACCACCGCAUGUCUCCUGGUCUUCCUGAGCUCCGCCUGGCCCCGCUGGGCCAUCGUGUUCCAGGCUCUCAUCAGUUUGGAUAUGGCCAGCCACUACAUGCACAUGUACGCCACUUUGAGCAUGGGAGGUUCCAGCCAGAGCCACAAGAAGGUCGAUCCCACCCGUAGCUGGAUCAUGUACCAGUACUAUACCAACAAGGCCGUUCUGUUCGUCUGCUGUGCCCUGAACGAAGCAUUCUUCAUCGGCCUGUACCUGCUGUCCUUCUCAUCGCCCAUCCUGUCGCCCUCGCUCCUGCAGCCCGUCUCCGAUGGCUCAUCCGCCCAACCAGGCAACCCGGCCCACCCGGAGCCCGCCAGCCUCUUCUCCAGCCCCUGGAGCGCCGGUGCCCUCGAGAUGGCGCGCGCCAACAAGCUCGAGAGCACCUGGCCGUGGAUUAUCACCGGCAUUGCCUUCCCCGUCAUGGCGUUCAAGCAGUUCGUCAACGUCGUCCAGAUGGUGAACGCCAGCAAGUGGCUCGCCGAGGGAGACCUCGAGACCCGCCGCGCCAACCGCAAGAAAUAA